Periophthalmus magnuspinnatus is the source of this 2297-nucleotide messenger RNA. RefSeq names its product glutamate dehydrogenase, mitochondrial-like. The transcript has 13 exons. Gene Ontology annotation, cellular component: mitochondrion. NCBI's taxonomy places the organism in Eukaryota, Metazoa, Chordata, Actinopteri, Gobiiformes, Gobiidae. Bases 273 to 1928 code for a protein of 551 amino acids. Gene Ontology annotation, molecular function: L-glutamate dehydrogenase (NAD+) activity. Gene Ontology annotation, biological process: L-glutamate catabolic process. The record is from RefSeq and is a predicted model, not a curated record.
GCCCGGCUCGCACGUGCCCGCGGUGUCACGCAGAGGGUCGCGCGCACGUAGAGGCUCCAGAGCUGAGUGUGUGUCUGCGGUGUAGAGUAACAGGAAGAGCCCGGGAGGAGGAGCCGCGCUGUGUGCCUCCUGUGUGUCUCCUGUGUGUCUCCUGUGCACCUCCUGUGUGUCUCCUGUGUGUCUCCUGUGUGCCUCCUGUGCACCUCCUGUGCACCUCCUCUGCGCCUCCUGUGCGUGCUCCUUUUUAGACUCUUCAGUUUAACUUCAGCGUAAUGUUCCGGUGUCUUGUUUCCCGGGUCCCGGGCUCUGGGUCGGUCGUGUCCCACGGGCUCGUGUCCCACGGGCUCGUGUCCCGGGGGCUCGGGGGGCUCCUGUCCCCCGGAUGCUCCUCCUCGGUCCUGUCCCGGGGCUACAGUCACACCGCGGACCCGGACGACGACCCCAACUUCUUCAACAUGGUGGAGGGUUUCUUUGACCGAGGCGCCGCUAUAGUCGAAGACAAACUCCUGGAGGAUCUGAAAACACGAGAGAGUCCGGAACUGAAGAAGAAGAGAGUCCGCGGGAUUUUAAAGAUCAUUAAACCCUGUAACCACGUCCUGAGCCUCAGCUUUCCCCUGAAGAGAGACAACGGAGAGUGGGAGGUGAUAGAAGCAUACAGAGCCCAGCACAGCCAGCACCGGACCCCCUGCAAAGGAGGUAUCCGCUACAGCACCGACGUCUCUGUGGACGAAGUGAAGGCUCUGGCGUCUUUAAUGACCUACAAAUGUGCAGUGGUCGAUGUGCCGUUUGGUGGGGCCAAAGCUGGAGUCAAGAUUAACCCAAAGAAUUAUUCUGACGUUGAACUGGAGAAAAUCACAAGGAGACUCACCAUUGAACUGGCAAAAAAGGGGUUUAUUGGACCUGGGAUCGACGUCCCUGCCCCCGACAUGAGCACCGGGGAGCGUGAGAUGUCCUGGAUCGCCGAUACCUUUGCCACGACCAUGGGCCACAAUGACAUCAACGCUCACGCCUGUGUCACAGGGAAGCCCAUCAGUCAGGGGGGCAUCCACGGGCGCAUCUCCGCCACCGGCCGAGGAGUUUUCCACGGUAUCGAGAACUUCAUCAAUGAAGCAUCAUAUAUGAGUCAGCUGGGCAUCAGUCCGGGCUUCCAGGACAAGACCUUUAUCAUCCAGGGAUUUGGAAAUGUCGGCCUCCACUCCAUGAGGUAUCUCCACCGCUUUGGGGCCAAGUGUGUGGGAGUGGGAGAACUUGACGGAAGUAUCUGGAAUCCAAACGGGAUCGACCCUAAAGAGCUGGAGGACUACAAACUGGCCAAUGGUACUAUUGUGGGUUUUCCAAACUCCACUCCGUAUGAGGGGAGCAUCCUGGAGGCAGACUGUGACAUUCUGAUUCCAGCCGCAGGAGAAAAGCAACUGACCAAAAGCAACGCUCGUAAGAUCAAAGCCAAGAUCAUCGCAGAAGGAGCCAAUGGACCCACCACUCCUGAGGCUGAUCGCAUUUUCAUGGAGAGGAACGUCCUGGUCAUCCCUGACAUGUACCUGAACGCCGGUGGAGUCACGGUCUCGUACUUUGAGUGGCUGAAGAACCUGAAUCAUGUCAGUUAUGGUCGUCUCACCUUUAAAUAUGAAAGGGACUCAAACUACCACCUGCUGAUGUCCGUCCAGGAGAGCUUGGAGAGGAAGUUUGGGAAACACGGAGGAGCGAUCCCUGUGGUCCCCACAUCAGAAUUCCAGGCUCGGAUCGCUGGAGCAUCUGAGAAGGACAUCGUUCAUUCAGGACUGGCCUUCACCAUGGAGCGGUCUGCACGGCAAAUCAUGCGCACGGCCAACAGACACAACCUGGGCCUGGACCUGAGGACGGCCGCCUACGUCAACGCCAUCGAGAAAGUGUUCAAGGUUUACAACGAGGCCGGGCUGACGUUCACAUAAACAUUUGACUUUGACCCUCACAUAGACCUCUGACCUCUCUGACCCUCACAUAGACCUCUGACCCUCACAUAGACCUCUGACCCUCACAUAGACGUCUGACCCCUCUGACCCUCACAUAGACCUCUGACCUCUCUGACCCUAAUAUAGACCUCUGACCCUCACAUAGACGUCUGACCUCUCUGACCCUCACAUAGACGUCUGACCCCUCUGACCCUCACAUAGACGUCUGACCCCUCUGACCCUCACAUAGACCUCUGACCCUCACAUAGACGUCUGACCCCUCUGACCCUCACAUAGACCUCUGACCUCUCUGACCCUAAUAUAGACCUCUGACCCUCACAUAGACGUCUGACCCCUCUGACCCUCACA